UCCCGCUUCUCUUUCCCUUCUAGAGACAGGAUGUCCUCUGGAAACGACCGUCACCUGCAGGCGUUCACCAAACCAGCCCUUGGUGAAGGAGACGUGCCUGCGCUGGUGGACAGGGUGUUUGGGUUGAAGGUGUCUCGGGUCAGGCCGCUCCCCAGCUAUGACGAUCAGAACUUCCACGUGUGUGUCCCGAGAAGCGAAGGUGCUGAUGGAGGUGCUGACGAAUACGUCCUCAAAAUCACCAACUCGGAGGACAGCCAGCAGCCAGACCUCAUUGAAGUGCAGACCCAGGCCAUGAUGUUUCUCAGCGCCAAAGGCUUUCCUUCAGCUACCCCUUAUCUUACAAAAGGUGGUGACAUCAUGUCUCUGGAGUCAGAUGGUGGCCCUGGGCACAAGAAGUACCUGGUCAGGCUGCUGACUUACCUGCCAGGCACGCCGGUAGCAAAGGUGGCCACAACCCCUCAGGUGUUCUAUGAGAUUGGCAAGCUUGCUGCCAGCCUGGAUACAGCUCUCGCAGAGAAAUUCCAUCAUCCAUCAGUAAAAAGUCUGCAUCGAGGUCAGUUCAUCUGGAACCUGGCAAACGUUCCUCUGCUGGAUCAGUACAUUUAUGCCUUGGGCCAGAACAAAUACCGUGAACUUGUGGAACAAGUCAUUGAGCAGUUCAAAGGGAAAGUGGUACCCAAGCUCAGCAGUUUCCGAGCCUGUAUCAAUCAUGGUGAUUUGAAUGACCACAACAUUCUAGUAGAGCCCAGUUCCCUGGAGCACCCUCCUCAGUACAGGGUGUCGGGCAUCCUGGAUUUCAGCGACAUGAGUUACGGGUAUUACGUGUUCGAAGUGGCCAUAGCGAUCAUGUACAUGAUGAUCGAGAGCUCCGACCCUCUGCGCGUCGGGGGACACGUCCUGGCGGGCUUCGAGAGCGUCCUUCCGCUCACGGCGGCGGAGCGCGGCGCCCUCUUCCUGCUGGUGAGCGGGAGGUUCGCGCAGUCCCUCGUCAUAGCCGCGCACACGGCGCUGCUGUACCCCGACAACAGGGAGUACCUCAUGGUCACCGCCAGAACCGGCUGGAGGCACCUCAUGAGCAUGUUCGAGGUGGGCCAAGAAGCUGUCGAGAAGACGUGGUUUGAGACUGCCGCAGCGUACGGGCACCGGGCAGCGGCCGAGCCCAGCGGCGGGGCCGCGGGUGACCGCUGAGUCCCGGCAAGGUGACACCCGGCUCGUGCAAUAAAGGCGGCGCUGCGGGCGCCGGAGCUGUU
Pezoporus flaviventris is the source of this 1250-nucleotide messenger RNA. It is a transcript of the gene HYKK, whose product is annotated as hydroxylysine kinase. The transcript has 4 exons. The record is from RefSeq and is a predicted model, not a curated record. The coding region runs from base 31 to 1188 and encodes 385 amino acids. NCBI's taxonomy places the organism in Eukaryota, Metazoa, Chordata, Aves, Psittaciformes, Psittacidae. Gene Ontology annotation, molecular function: amino acid kinase activity.